This is a messenger RNA of Alnus glutinosa, 2295 nucleotides long. Its product is annotated as exocyst complex component EXO70H1-like. The record is from RefSeq and is a predicted model, not a curated record. The transcript has a single exon. Gene Ontology annotation, biological process: exocytosis. Gene Ontology annotation, molecular function: phosphatidylinositol-4,5-bisphosphate binding. Gene Ontology annotation, cellular component: exocyst. The coding region runs from base 1 to 2148 and encodes 715 amino acids. NCBI's taxonomy places the organism in Eukaryota, Viridiplantae, Streptophyta, Magnoliopsida, Fagales, Betulaceae.
AUGCAUUUAAGAGUGCUAAAAGUUGAAACAGUAAGCGGACGCGUAGCUCAUAUCCAUUUAAGAGUGCCAAACAAUCGGGCCGAAGAAUAUCGCCAUGUGAAACUGAAACGCUUAGCUCUGUUUCCCAUUUCACCCAUCCAGCCAAAUCUUUUCCUGGAAACAAACGGAGCUUUGCGUGUAUUUAUCACCACCCAUCAAAAGCAACAAGCCCAAAAUCAAACAGCUCGAGCUUCUUCUAAAAGCUUCCCAUUGCCGAGAAAGGGAAUGAGGAGGAUAUGCUUUCACUCCAGAACGCCGUCGUUUUCCGUCUCUCGCCACUCCUCACCUGCAGGACCCUCCGUCUCAACCCCUUGGCCCAUCUUCCCGGACUUCAUGAUCGACCAGAGUAUCGAGGCCGCCGCGGCCUUGGUCACGAAAUGGGACCCGGAGAGCUCCACGUACGCCAAAGUCACGUCCCUCUUCUACGAGAGCAAACAAGAGGCCAUGGAGUUCAUCAAUUGCGUGAACGCCCUCCAGAAGGCCAUGCACUCCUUGGUCUCAGAGAACUCCACGUCCGAGAAGCUCGUCCGCGCCCAGAACCUCAUGCAGAUCGCCAUGAAGAGGCUCCAGAAGGAGUUCUACCAAAUCCUCUCCAUGAACCGGGCCCACCUGGACCCCGAGUCCGUCGCUGCCAGAUCCUCACGCGCCUCCACGAGAUCAUGCACGUCCGAUUAUGAGGACGACGAAGAUGUGCGGACCGCCGGUGAUGCCAUCGACGAGGUCGAGGAGGCAUCUUCCAUUGCCAUGGCGGACUUGAGGUCCAUAGCCGAAUGCAUGAUCUCCUCCGGCUACGCCAAAGAGUGCUCGAGUACAUACAACAUCAACAGAAAAUCUAUAGUCGACGAAGGCAUUUACCGACUAGGCGUGGAGAAACUGAGUUCCUCUCAUAUUAACAAGAUGGACUGGGAAGUUCUGGACCUGAAGAUCUGGAGCUGGCUGAGCGCAGUGAAGAUCUCCUUGAAAACGCUCUUACAUGGGGAGAGAAUUCUCUGCGACCACGUCUUCGCUGCCUCCGACUCUAUCAGAGAGUCUUGCUUUGCCGAGAUCUCCAAAGAAGGCGCUACUCUUCUGUUCGGAUUCCCCGAAGUCGUUGCCAAAAGCAAAUCUCCGAAAUCUCCCGAGAAAAUCUUCCGCGUGCUCGACAUGUACACCGCCAUUUCCGAGAACUGGCCCGAGAUCGAGUCCAUCUUCGCGCUCGAAUCCACCGCCACAGUCCGAUCCCAAGCCCUCACAUCGCUGAUCGGGAUCACCGAGUCAGUGCGCGCAAUGGUAUCGGACUUCGAGUCAACGAUCCAGAAGAACUCGUACUCCAAGUCGCUCGUCCUCGGCGGCGGGGUCCACCCACUGACGCUUGACGCGAUGAACUACCUCUCGAUGCUCGCCGAUUACAGCAACGUCCUCGAAGAUAUUUUCGCCGAGUGCCCUCCGCCGCAGAGAUCGUCGCUGCCAGAAUCUUACUUCGAUAUUCCACAGUCCGAUGACUCUCAGGCACCGGCGAUUUCCAUGCGCAUGGCUUGGCUAAUCCUCGUGCUUCUGUGUAAGCUUGACCGCAACGCCAAGCAUUACAAAGACGUAUCGCUCUCAUACAUAUUCCUAACCAACAAUCUUCAACACGUGGUCUCCAAGGUCCGUAAGUCGAACCUUCAGUACCUUCUUGGAGAGGAAUGGAUCACGAGGCACGAAGCGAAAGCGAGACAGUUCGCCACGAAUUACGAGAGGUUGGCGUGGGGCAAGGUGGUGGCGUCACUGCCGCAGAAUCCAUCUGCCGUGAUUUCGCCUGCGGAAGCGAAGGAGAUAUUCAGAAAAUUCAAUUUGAGCUUCGCGGAAGCGUGUCGGAAGCAGAGUUCAGUCAUCGUAUCGGACCCGAAACUCCGAGACGAAAUCAAGGUGUCCAUAGCGAGAAAGGUUGUGACGGUUUACAGGGAAUUUUACGAGAAGCAUAGGCUUACCGUUGGAGGAGAGAGGAACGUGGGGUUAUAUGUCAGAUUUGCCCCUGAAGAUGUGGGGAAUCACCUAUCGGAUUUGUUCUUUGGGACGACGGACUCGGUAAGUAGCCCUUCCUCUUCGUCCUCCUCGACUCAUCGGCGGCGUUUGCGGGUCAGAGCGUAGAAAUUUACAUGGCGAUUUUUUUGUUUUUCCGCCAUUUUUCUCCCGAUGAUUUGGAGAUGUAUAUGUCAUUAAUUAGGGAAGUCUCCGUCGUAUAGGUAGAGGCUCACAUCGCGGUUCCACCGCAUGAACUCCACGUGGACUCACUCU